CUUCAACCUCAGCACACACCAAAGAACACACACACACUGAACUUUGAAAAAACUCUCUUUUUGUUUUCUUUUCAAUCCACAAAAAUUCACCUCAAAUUCAAUCUCAUUUUUGGAUUACAUACUCUCGAUUGCUUCAAUCUCUCAAUCCCGAAAUCCGCCAAAAGUCAAUACGCAGUUGGCACAAUUUCUAUCUAUAAAUAGACGUGCUCAUUUCGAUUGUUUUCCGAGUCAAUCGAGGUUGAAAAAUCCCGGAGUUUCUUAGAUGUCGAGUAGAGGAGGGUAUGCGGCGGCGCCUCCGCCGCCGCCAAGGCAGAGCGGCGAUAGGUUUUACAACCCGCCGGCGGUCCGCCGCCACCACCACCACCAGAUGAUUUUGCAGCAGCAGCAGCAGCAAAUGUUGCAGAGGCAGCUGCUCCAGCAGCAGCAGCAGCACCUGCUGCAGAGGAGGGCCGCGCCGGCGCCGGCGAGGGAGACAUCCUCGGAAGCGGAGGCGGAGGCAGAGGCGGAAGCGCGGAGGGACGCUGAUGCUUCAUCGACGGCGGCGGCAUUGUCCAUACCGCCUUCCGUUGGCCGUGGUCCGACUUUGGAUGUUACGAAUUUGGAUCGUUUGAUGGAAUCCGUUACUCCCUUCGUCGAGGCGCGGUACUCGUUGGAGGUGAAUGCAAGGGGGCGGGGAGCGCGUGAAGUGGAUUCACUUCCUUUUUAUUAUUUGGAAGAUCUGUGGGAUUUUUUUAGCGAGUGGAGUUAUUAUGGAGCUGGAGUACCUUUAUUGUUGAAUGGAAAGGACAGAAUUGAGCAGUACUAUGUUCCUUUCUUGUCGGGCAUACAAUUGUAUGUAGACCCGUCAAACCCUUCUUCUCGAGUUGGAGGAACCAACAAGGAAAUAAAUGCUGGCAGCAGUGACCCCAAAAGAGAUUCUCGAGCUAAUUCCAUGCAGGGAUUGAAUAUGACCUCACUUGGAAAUACAUCCGUCAUAAGUUCGGCUGGUCCUGAAGUUGCUCAUGCUCGUGGGCCACCCUCGUUUCAGUUCUUGGAAUAUGAGCCGCCAUAUAAUCGCAGACCACUGGCUGAUAAGAUAGGAUCGCUUGUUUUGCAAUAUCCCGAGCUUAGCAAGUGCAAAAGCUGUGAUCUACUGCCAUCUAGUUGGAUAUGUGUGGCUUGGUAU
Striga asiatica is the source of this 1165-nucleotide messenger RNA. The record is from the annotation of a GenBank genome assembly. Lineage: Eukaryota; Viridiplantae; Streptophyta; Magnoliopsida; Lamiales; Orobanchaceae.